AUGUUCAUCACCCAAAAAACGUCGCCGUUCCUGCUUCACAGAUACAGACUCAAUUUCCGCUCUACUCAUCUCAACAAAUACAAAUACAAAUACCGCUGCCUUCUUGACCAAAUUGCCCCCGUCUCCGCCAACGUCAUCGCUGCUGCCGUCGCCUCCUCUGGUUCCGGCUCCCUCCAUGGUGCUGUUACCUCUGCCAUAACUCACGUAGCUGUUACCGCCGUCGCUAUUGCCUCCGGGGCUUGCCUUUCCACCAAGGUUGAUUUUUUAUGGCCUAAAGGAGAAGAACAACCUGGUUGUUUUACAGUGGAUGGAGUUGAUGUGACUGGUUGCCCAAUAUUUAAUGAUGCCAAGGUGGUUAAGGCUAUCGCAUUUGCCAAGAAAGCUCACCAUGGCCAAUUUCGCAAGACUGGAGACGCUUAUUUCACUCACUGUAUCCAUACUGCUAGAAUCUUGGCUAUGUUGGUUCCAUCUACUGGCAAACGAGCCAUCGACACAGUUGUGGCUGGGAUUCUCCAUGAUGUGGUUGAAGAUACAAGCGAGAGUGUACUCAGUAUACAAGAAAACUUUGGUGAGGAUGUGGGAAAGUUAGUAGUUGGUGUUUCCAAAAUUAGUUACAUAAAUCAGCUGCUACGGAGACAUCGCAGGCUAAAUGAGAACCAGGGCACCCUCAGUCAUGAUGAGGCAAAUAAUUUACGAGUGAUGCUCUUGGGCAUGGUUAAUGAUCCACGUGUGGUGCUCAUCAAGCUUGCAGACCGUCUUCACAACAUGAGAACCAUGUAUGGACUUCUAUUAAUAUCUACAAUCUAUGCUUGUUUUGAGAGAGGUGAACCUUUUGGUUUACAGUCUACUAUAUUAAUUGCAAUCCUUGAUAAUUUUGUUUUUUCCCCUUGUAGUUAUGCCUUGCAACCUUCUAAGGCUCGAGCUGUAGCUGAGGAGACGUUGCUUAUUUGGUGCUCACUUGCUUCUAGAUUGGGUUUGUGGGCAUUGAAAGCAGAGUUGGAAGAUUUAUGCUUUGCAGUUCUUCAGGUUUCCUCAUAA
This is a messenger RNA of Dovyalis caffra, 1038 nucleotides long. The record is from the annotation of a GenBank genome assembly. Lineage: Eukaryota; Viridiplantae; Streptophyta; Magnoliopsida; Malpighiales; Salicaceae.